This is a messenger RNA of Phoenix dactylifera (date palm), 2304 nucleotides long. The record is from RefSeq and is a predicted model, not a curated record. NCBI's taxonomy places the organism in Eukaryota, Viridiplantae, Streptophyta, Magnoliopsida, Arecales, Arecaceae.
AUGAAUUCAUUGUCCCUCUCACCUGCUGUUUAUGGUGAGAGAGCUGCCGUUUUCAUUUGGACAAUUUACGACUACAAAUUGGCGCAGGUUUUCUGUUCUUGCAAGGGUCAGAAAGGACAGAAGCAUGAGUAUCCCUGGCCAGAUGAUAUUGAUCCAAAUUUGAAAAGGACAAUGAGUUAUUUGUCUCACUUCAAGCCUCUAACAGAGAAACCAAAGCCAGUGACCCUUCCUUUCGAACCAUUAGUUGAUUUGGAAAAGAAGCUCAUCGAUGUGCGCAAAAUGGGAGAAACAGGUUUGGACUUCAGUGAUCAAAUUAACUUAUUGGAAAGCAAGUAUCAGCAGGCCCUGAAAGAUCUAUACACACAUUUAACUCCAAUCCAACGCUUAAAUAUUGCUCGGCAUCCCAACAGGCCCACAUUCCUUGAUCAUGUUUUGAACAUUACUGAUAAGUGGGUUGAGCCAGGAGACCGUGCUGGGUAUGAUGAUCCUGCCAUUGUCACAGGUAUUGGAAGCAUAGAUGGCAAGAGCUAUAUGUUUAUCGGCCAUCAGAAAGGCAGGAACACAAAGGAAAAUAUUCAGCGCAAUUUUGGAAUGCCAACUCCACAUGGCUAUCGAAAGGCUUUGCGCAUGAUGAAGUAUGCUGAUCAUCGAUUUCCCAUCAUCACAUUUAUUGACACACCUGCGUAUGCUGAUCUCAAAUCUGAAGAACUUGGUCAGGGAGAGGCAAUAGCCCACAAUUUGAGGACUAUGUUUGGACUAAAGGUUCCAAUUGUCACUGUUGUUAUUGGAGAAGGUGGUUCUGGUGGUGCUCUUGCUAUUGGCUGUGCAAAUAAAAUAUUCAUGUUGCAGAACUCUGUCUUUUAUGUUGCCAGCCCAGAAGCAUGUGCUGCAAUACUAUGGAAAUCCUCUUCAGCAGCUCCUUUGGCAGCUGAAAAGCUAAGGAUCACAGCCACUGAACUGUGUAAACUCAAAAUUGCUGAUGGAAUCAUUUCGGAACCUCUAGGUGGUGCGCACACUGAUCCAUCUUCGACUUCCCAACAGAUAAAGCUUACGGUCACAAAAGCCAUGGAGGAGCUUGGAGAAAUGGAUAUUGAUGGUUUACUUAGCCAACGACAUCUGAAAUUCCGGGCACUUGGAUUUGUGGAAGGUGAGCCAGUGGAUCCUGAGAAGAAAUGCAACAUGAAGAAGAAGGAAUCUGACCUUGCUCAAGUCAGAGCUGACAUUGAGACUGGAAUUGAUAAUCUCAUGAAGAUAGCAAGAGAAGCCAAGGGAAAAUCUGCAGCUCCCAUCAUCUCUAAUGAGGCUAUAGAAACACUGAUGCAAGAAGUAGACAAGGAAAUGACAAAUGCCUUUAUUGCUAUGGGCCUGCAAGAGAAACUGGAAGCUCUCAAGAUGGAGUUAUCCACAUCUCCAGGCACAGCUGAUCAAACACUUAGCCCAACAUUGCAGGAAAGGGUAGACAGUCUGAUGCAAGAAUUUAAGCAUAAUUUGUCCCAACCUGGAUCUUACAUUGGGUUAAAACAGAAGCUUGAGAUGUUAUCAGAGGCUAGAAGGUGGAACGAGCAGAGGAUGAAGGGAGAGAAGCUGAAGAAAGAGAUCAAUGAAAAACUCCAAAAGCAGGUCAAGGGGAAGAUGGAGAUUCUAAGAAAGGCAUGCGGCAAGGUGGCAAAGGGAGAGACAUUGGAUGAGAAUCAGAUCGAGGAGGUGGAGAAGGCCAAGGAAGAGCUGAAGGAGAUGCUAAAAUCGGUGAACCUGGAGGUGGUGGGAUUGGGAAGAAGACAGUGCCGACCCCACCUAACAUAGGGGAGAUAUUAGUAAAGGCAGAUGAUGUGAUAAAGAAAGAAAUGAGGCGGUGAUAGAUAAGGCAGGGUUAAGAGGGAAGAUAGAUGAAAAAGGCAGAGAUAGCGAGUGGUGCAAGUAAAGAAAAGGCGGAGAAUUUGCUGAAGGAGAUAAGAGAAGGAAUCACUGCUAUAAUGGAUACAACGGAUCUGAAGAAGAAGGUUGAAAGUACUGUGGGAUUGCCAGUGCAGGAAACAGUUGGUGCUGGUAGCUCCAGUGGAUGAGUUAGUAAAUUCAUGCAAAACGCCGAAACCUAAUGUUGGUUAUGGAUAUUGUAGAAGUCUUUCCCUAAUAGUUUGAGGAUUUUCCCCCCUCCAUCUUUUAUUCUUGAUUUUUCUUUAUGAUGGUAAACUUACUCAAGAUUGAUUUAGGAAUUAUGUUGGGCAUCUGAAAUGUAUUGAAUGUUUGAUGCAGUGGAACAAAUAAUUUGGUAAAUAAAAAUUUUGAUCUAUGUUGAUGGAUUUA